Molecule: messenger RNA, 576 nt
Organism: Prunus persica (peach)
Lineage: Eukaryota; Viridiplantae; Streptophyta; Magnoliopsida; Rosales; Rosaceae
Product: F-box protein At3g07870
Exons: 1
Coding region: 1-576 (191 amino acids)
Source: RefSeq, a predicted model, not a curated record
AUGUGCUGCUCCUGGUUCAGAUUGCAGCUCGAGGAAAUAACGUUUUCUCCCGAAAAUAUUCUACAGCCAGUUGACGCCGCCAUGCCAGAAUUUCGCUUGAUAAACUCAUGUAAUGGUCUGCUUUGUUUUGGAGCUAAUGAAGGCUUUCUCCUGUUUGUGUGCAACCCUGUUUUGGGGGAGUACAUCACCAUUCCACCUGCUAAUAGAAACGACAAGUGGCUUAUUGUUGGACUUGGUUUUUGCAUUGGGACCAAUGUGUACAAGGUGUUUCAGUUGAACAACCCGGACACUGAGGCUGAGAUUUACACCAUUGGCGCAGGAGGAGCAUGGAGAAGCAUUGGACCCCCUCCUCCUGGGGAUUUUAAUAACUUAUUGUUCAAUAAUUUUCUUCAUGGAGCUGUUCAUUGGAUUCCCUAUGGUGGUAGAAGUACAAGUUCCCAGGUUAUACAAUCUUUCGACUUUGAAAGAGAACAAUUUCGGCCAUUAUCACUACCUAGUUUGCUAGCAAAGAAUGAAUUUCUGUAUAGUUUGACAUUGGAAGUGCUAGGCGGAAACAAAAUAGAAUUUUUAUUUUAA